CUGACUUAAACUUGCCUAGACUCCACUCACUGUUUCAUUUCAGGUUCUGCAGCUCGAGGCACAGCCUCCACUCUGAUCUCGUUUAGGAUGGGACGCAAAUGUUUCCUUUUUUUAACUAUUUUCUUUCUUCUCUUUCCUGCAAUUUUCUGCUGCCCAAGCCGAUGCCUGUGCUUCAGAACCACUGUCCGUUGUAUGCACUUGAUGCUGGAUCAUAUCCCGAAAGUAGCACCGCAGACUGUUAUCUUGGAUCUGAGAUUUAACAGGAUCAGAGAAAUUCCACCUGGAGCUUUUAAGAGGCAAAAGAACCUAAACACACUGUUAUUGAACAACAACCAAAUCAAGAGAAUACCAAGAAAAGCAUUUGAAGACUUGGACAAUCUGAAAUACCUCUAUCUGUACAAGAACAGCAUUCGUACAAUUGAUAAGCUGGCAUUUAAAGGGCUUAUGAUGCUGGAGCAGUUAUACAUUCAUUUCAACCACAUAGAGAUACUAGAGCCAGAAACAUUUCGUGAUCUUCCCAAACUAGAGAGAUUAUUCUUACAUAAUAAUAAAAUAUCAAGAAUUCCUGCUGGAACCUUCGCUCAUCUGAGUUCACUAAAACGACUUCGCUUGGAUUCUAAUGGCCUCGUGUGUGAUUGUCAGCUGAUGUGGCUGGGAGAAUUACUGAAGAACUAUGCCCAAAGCAGCAACACGCAAGCAGCUGCAACAUGCGAGUAUCCUAGGGAAUUACAGGGCAGAUCAGUUGCCUCAGUAACAACAGAAGAGUUUAACUGUGCAAGGCCACGAAUUACUUCGGAACCACAGGAUGUGGAUGUAACCUUAGGAAAUACUGUCUACUUUACCUGUAGAGCUGAGGGGAAUCCCAAGCCUAAAAUUGUCUGGCUACAUAAUAACCAUGAAUUACACAUGAAAAAUGACAUUCGUCGGAAUUUACUAGAUGAUGGUACCUUGAUGAUCCAGAAUGCACAGGAAUCUGACCAAGGGACAUAUCAGUGCAUGGCCAAAAAUGAAUUGGGAGAGGCCACAACUCAAGGCGUUUUACUUCGAUACUUUGGUAGUCCAACAAAGCCCAAUUUUGUGAUUCAGCCACAGAACACUGAAGUUCUAGUUGGAUCGAGUAUCACUCUGGAAUGCAGUGCAAUUGGACAUCCUCAGCCUCGAAUUACAUGGACGAAAGGAAAUGGAGAACUCCUCCCUGCACAUUCCAGAUACACCACAACUCCAUCAGGUGGCCUCUUUAUUCGGAAUGUUACUCUCCAGGACCAUGGCCAGUUCAUUUGUCAUGCCAGUAAUAAUCAAGAUUCCAUCCAGUCCUCAGCAUCCAUCAUUGUACAAGCUCCUCCUAGGUUCACAGUUACACCAAAGAAUCAGGAAGUUAUUGAGGGGCAUACUGUAGAUUUUGACUGUGCAGCGGAAGGUAAUCCAAUUCCAAUCAUCGCUUGGACCAAAGCAGGAGGUCAGCUCCCCAAUGAUAGAAGGCAUGCUGUGUUACCUACAGGAACACUGAGAAUUGUAGAAGUUGCUGCUCAUGAUCAGGGGCAAUAUGAAUGCCAGGCUAUCAGUGUUGUACAAGUCAAACUGAUUCCAGUGCAACUGAAAGUGCAGCCCAAAGUGAUACCGGUGUUUACAGAUGUACCAAGGGAUAUCACUGCAGAGGUUGGCCAAGAUGUAAAGAUACCCUGCAGUGCUCAGGGAGAACCACAUCCCAUAAUCACCUGGACUAAGGAUGGAGUUCAAAUUACAGAGAGUGGUAAGUUCCAUGUUAAUGCAGAAGGGACACUUGCUAUCAGGGAUAUUGGGCAAGCAGAUGAAGGAAGAUAUGAAUGUGCUGCACGGAAUAUGAUUGGCCAAGCAACAACAAAUAUGUUACUAAGGGUCACUGUUCCAGAGAGGGGUCGAACUGGUGACCAUUUUGUUGAGUCUUCCAUUCGUGAAGCUAUUCUUAGCAUUGACAGUGCAAUUAAUUCUACACGGAGGAAAUUAUUUAACAAGCAGCCACUUAGUCCAAAUGAUCUGCUGGCUUUAUUCCGUUAUCCACGGGAUCCCUUUACUGUGGAGGCUGCAAGAGCAGGCGAGAUCUUUGAGAGAACUUUGCAACUGAUACAGAACCAUGUCAAGCAAGGCUUAACUGUGGACUUCAACGACAUAGACUUCCGCUACAACGAUCUUGUUUCUCCACGUUACCUGGACUUAAUAGCCAAUCUCUCUGGGUGCACUGCGCAUAGGCGGUUCCCAAACUGCUCGGACAUAUGUUAUCAUCAAAAAUACCGAAGCCACGAUGGCACAUGUAACAAUCUCCAGCAUCCAAUGUGGGGAGCAUCCCUCACAGCAUUUGAGAGAAUUUUAAAACCAGUUUAUGAAAAUGGUUUCAGCCUCCCAAGAGGUACUGAUUCCCACCACCUGUACAAUGGCCACCCUUUACCACUCCCUCGCCUCGUUUCUACAACAAUGAUUGGGACAGAGGCGAUAACUCUAGAUGACAAAUUUACACACAUUCUGAUGCAGUGGGGCCAAUUCCUGGACCAUGAUUUAGAUCUAACUGUGCCAGCUCUCAGUAUGUCUCGGUUUUUUGAUGGAGAGUCUUGCAGUUCUGCGUGCAGUAAUGAUCCUCCUUGCUUUCCAAUUAUCAUCCCAGAAAAUGAUCCUCGAGUAAGAAAUGCUAAAUGCAUGUUUUUUGUUCGCUCCAGUCCAGUAUGUGGCAGUGGUAUGACUUCCUUAUUAAUGAAGUCAGUAUAUGCCAGAGAGCAGAUCAAUCACCUAACAUCGUAUAUAGAUGCAUCAAAUGUGUAUGGUAGUACAGACCGUGACUCCAUGGAAAUUAGAGACCUUACAAAUCAGCGUGGUCUGUUAAAAGAAGGUGAAGUUGUGCGAAGUUCUGGUAAACGGAUGUUGCCUUUUGCCACAGGCCAAACUAUAGAAUGCUUGAAAGAUGAAAAUGAAAGUCCAAUUCCUUGCUUCCUGGCAGGAGAUCAUAGAGCAAAUGAACAGGUUGCACUGACAGCUAUGCAUACCUUGUGGUUCCGUGAACAUAAUCGUAUUGCAGGUGAGCUACUGAGAUUGAAUCCUCACUGGGAUGGCGAUACUGUUUAUGAAGAAGCACGAAAGAUUGUUGGAGCGCAGAUGCAGCACAUCACAUACUACCACUGGCUCCCCAAAAUUCUUGGAGAUGUGGGAAUGAAAAUGCUAGGACCAUAUAAUAGCUACAAUCCAAAUAUGAAUGGUGCGAUUUUUAAUGCUUUCGCCACAGCAGCUUUUCGGUUUGGUCAUACAUUAAUCAAUCCUGUUCUCCAUCGAUUGAACAGUUCUUUUCAACCAAUUCCAGAAGGUCACCUUCCUCUUCACAAAGCUUUCUUUUCACCAUUCAGACUUAUCCAAGAAGGGGGUAUUGAUCCACUUCUCCGUGGCCUUUUUGCAUCUGCAGGGAAAAUGCGAGUCCCUUCAGAGGUUCUCAAUUUAGAAUUGACUGAAAGGCUCUUUUCCAUGGCUCAUGCUGUAGCUUUGGACUUGGCAGCAAUGAACAUUCAACGGGGUCGUGAUCAUGGCAUCCCCUCCUAUUCGGAUUACAGAGUAUUCUGUAACCUGAGUACUGUUCAGACCUUUGAAGACUUACAGAAUGAGAUUAAGAAUGCAGAAGUCAGAGACAAAUUAAGAAGGUUGUAUGGAACACCACAGAACAUUGAUCUUUGGCCAGCACUGAUGGUUGAAGAUGUAAUUCCUGGUACAAGAGUGGGACCCACCCUCAUGUGUCUGUUUAUAACUCAGUUCAAAAGGCUGAGGGAUGGUGACAGGUUCUGGUUUGAGAAUCCAGGAGUAUUUGCCCCAGCUCAAGUAACACAACUGAAGCAAAGUUCUCUAGCAAGUGUGCUCUGUGACAAUGGUGAUGAUAUUCAGCAGGUCCAGAAGGAUGUCUUUUUAAAAGCAGAAUAUCCUCAAGGAUAUGUAACCUGUGAUGAAAUUCCAAGAAUAGAUUUGCGAUUAUGGCAAGAUUGUUGUGAAGGUCUUGUAUCUAAUGUUCGUGAAUUACACAAUCGUACAUCACUGCUCAUCCAGCGCUACAAUCGCAUCUACCACCGUGUUCGUAAUUACAAGAAGAGAGGUUUGCGGGAGCCCUUUUACCAUAUGCGUCAGCAACUCAUAAGACUGUCUAGGCUGGUGACUUAUCUCGAGGAGACAGUUUCAAAACCUGUUAAUCGAGAUUGUAGAGCAAGGGAACAGUCUAAUGUAUUUUCACACCAAUUCCGUAGUAAACGUUCACCAGAGUUCAGUUAUCCAGAGGAUAAGCAUACAAGAGAUUCUACAAUCGCAUCUGUUGCACAGCAAGGAAGGUACAAGCAAGACUUCAGUAAAUUUUUGAAUUCAACAGUUUUUCCCACUAAUGACAAGACUCCUCAGGAUUUCAAUGGCUUUGUGGCAGAUGUGCAAAAGACCAUCAUUUCCCUUCGGACCCAGAUCGAUCAACUUGAAUCACGCCUGAAAAAGAAUGGCUGCAUGGAUGAAAAGGGAAAUCACAGGAAUGAAAAUGAUCAUUGGAGAAAGGAAGGCUGUACUACUUGUUACUGUAAAAAUGGACAGGUGACUUGCUAUGUGGAAAAAUGUCCUCCUCUCAAGUGCUCCAAAUCUACCAAAAAGAAAGGGAGGUGUUGUCCUGUCUGCGUGAAGUCAGCAAGUAAAAUUGAACCUUUUGCAUAGUUCUGGAUAAAAGAAUGCAGUACUUGGAGGGGAAAAAAAUGUGUUUCUCAGCCUCUUGCAAUGUCUACUGAUGUCUGGAUAACAAAGACAGGGAGAGAACGAACUUUCUGGUCUUAUGUUGACCAUUGCUGGCACUCUGCACUAGUCCAUUUUCUCACUUUAAGCAAUGUCUCAUUUUAAAGAAAAGAUCAGUUUCAUCAGUGUUAAAUCAGCUCUCAGUAACAAAUUUAUGGAGUUAAAACUAUUUGCAGUUUAAAUAUUAAACUACUCUCUCUGUAAACCUUUUGCAAAAAUAAAAAACAGAAAAUGUUCUGAGUACUCAGCAGGCCAAGCAGCUUCUGUGGAAAGGGAAUUGAAGUUAACUUUACAAUUUGAUGAAUAUAUGUGGUUCUGAUGAAAACCUGAAAUGUUGAUCUGAUUUUGCAGUUAGUGGUGAAAUAACAGUGCUCCUAUUGGUCCAUGAAAAAGCUACCCACAAAUACCUAGCAAUCUUUGUAGCACUGGGAACUUUCCUUUUCCCAAUGUUGAUUUGAAAUUGGUGCUAUAAACCAAGAGAACCUCUAGGCCUUUGACAAUGCUGAUGCCAAGAAACAGAAUAAGUAGUCAGUCAGAUUGACACAUUCUCACAGAGAGCAAAUCAGGAAAUAAAAUGCAGGGUCUUUCACUUUUAAUUUAAAUUUUAAAACUCAAAAUAAAUGAUUGGAAAAUAUUCAUUGAAUUAAGUCAGAAGCAAAAAUAUAAACAAGGUAUUAUUCUUAACAUCUGUUGUUAAUAUAUUGGAGAAAUUUAAUGUUUCACAAAUGUAACAUUAGUUUUUAGGAACAGAACUUUUGUUCAGCAGUAAUUAUAAAACCUAAAUAUAGUUUUCACAAAACCCAGUGCCAAUCAUUCAAUAAGAUGCAACCUCUUCAGGAUGUUUGCAAUAUCACUAAAAAAAAAUUUUAAAGCCAACCUGAGUAGCAAUCCCUUCUCCACUGCUGUAUGUUCUGCUGAGUGCCUCCAGCAUUAUUCUUUUUCAGAUUUCUGGUAUCAACAUAUUUUACUCUGGCAUGAAGGUGCUGGAAUUUAUUUGAAAAGCAUUGCUAUUUAUCACAUUGUCAAGGUACCUUUAUCAUUUUAAAACUCAUUACUUAUAUACUGCAGUUAUGAUUUGCAUUUUAAUUAAUUUAUUUUUUUUGAAGCAGUGAUAAAUAUUAAGGUAAUGUUCACUGAGAAGUGAUUAUGUUGUCUUCACACACACUAUCCAAAGACUAACCAUUUGGUAAAUUCCAACUGUGUUCAUUAUACUGUUCAAGAGAACGUCAGUAGCCAUGAUGGUGAUUGUGUAAAGACCCAUUUUCUUCAUUCUACCAAAUGUACCUCACACCUUUUCAAAGCCAGGGAUGUGUUGUGCACAAAUAUGGUGCUGAUAAUUAUGCCUCAAAAUUGGAUCAUUGUUGGAUUGUAUUAUUCUUUUCUAAUUUUAUAUAAAGAUUUGUAACAAUACACAUAUAGUACCAAUGAUCUGAUGUAACACUUGAAAUGUUCGUUUUAAAGCUUGUUAGCAAAGUAAUUGGAAUUUUAGACUUUUGGGCAAUGAGUAUUUGAAAUGUCAUUUAAAUAUAAAUUACUAUUCUUCUAUUUCGCAAGCUUUAAGAAUCAUUUACAUACCUAUAUAUGCCUUGACUAUAGUACUGCACAUAUGUGAAAUUUACAGCUACAGAAUAGUACAUUUCUUUCUUGAAAAAUAGCUCUUGUUUUAAAACAUUACACUUUUUAUGGGUAGAUUGGUACCCGAGACCCUUGGUGCUUCAACAAUUUUUUGCAUUCAUGUAUGUUUGGUAUCAGCAAUAAUACAUGAAGUUCAAUUUUUUUGUACAUUCAUUAUGGCGAAAUUAUGUUGGAAAUUGUAAUCAUCUUUAUAUAUUCUGAUGUGAUUGUAUUUUAAUUCGUAAUUUUAUUUAUAAUUUUUAAAGCACGCAUCCAAAUAAAAAUCUAGAUAUUAAAAAAACUUUAUUAGGCAUUGCUGUGGCCCCGUUAGAGCACAUGGUGUUUAUAUUUUCAAAUGCAUUUUUAAAGUUAAAGCCUUGUUCAUAUAUAUGAACAGUAUUAAAAACAUUUUUUUUGCUUUGACAUUUGAUGUUGAUGAAUGGAUAAAUAGUGGCUAAGACACUCGGGAGAAAUCCUUUUCUCUUUUUUGAGACUGUGGCAUGGAUCUUAUAUGUCCUUUUUCAUGUUUAAGUAUUCAAAAUGGGACUUGUGUCCACAAUAUGCUAGAAAUGAGAGCGUGCCUGCUAAGCAUAAAUGCUAUGUAUCAUUAAUUUGCAAUUUAGCCUUCUCUGCUUCUAUGACAGUAAUCCCUGUAACUUAGGUUUCCCCUCCAUGGUGUAUUUAAGGAGAAACGAAAUGGACAUGGUGGAGAAGAAUUGGGGAAUAGAUGAAGUAGGGUGGGAGGACAAGUAUGUCCAUGUUCAGCUGAGUGGUUUCUUUCUAUCCUGUUAACUUGUGCAAUAACAUCUGUACUUUUCCCCGUUUUGACAGUUAACACGUGCAAGUUCGAAAAGAAUUUCAGUGCAUGAGAGGGUUAAUCUGUGCCAUUUCAUUUCAGUGGCAUAUGCCAGUGGCAAAACACUUGCAAAAAUAAUUUCUUUUAAUGUAAUGAAAAAUGUCCUCUGCGUACUAGUUAUGACUGUGUACAGUAACAUGUACUACAAGUUUCUGGUGAUGUUUUAUAAUGAUAGAAUAAUACUAUGAGUUUCUGUCUGAAAAUGAACUGAAUAUGUUUCAAUGAAAACAUUUAUGUCUGUAGUCAGCAAAAUAGAGACCAUUAAAAGGUUUUGAAGUGUGA
Messenger RNA from Chiloscyllium plagiosum (whitespotted bambooshark), 7516 nucleotides. RefSeq names its product peroxidasin homolog. The record is from RefSeq and is a predicted model, not a curated record. Lineage: Eukaryota; Metazoa; Chordata; Chondrichthyes; Orectolobiformes; Hemiscylliidae. Gene Ontology annotation, molecular function: protein binding; peroxidase activity; heme binding. Gene Ontology annotation, biological process: response to oxidative stress.